Molecule: messenger RNA, 6360 nt
Organism: Stegodyphus dumicola
Lineage: Eukaryota; Metazoa; Arthropoda; Arachnida; Araneae; Eresidae
Gene: wcy
Product: WW domain-containing adapter protein with coiled-coil wacky
Biological process (GO): positive regulation of TORC1 signaling; regulation of autophagy
Cellular component (GO): nucleus
Molecular function (GO): RNA polymerase II complex binding; chromatin binding
Source: RefSeq, a predicted model, not a curated record
GCUCGCUAUGAUCCCCGGAUGUGUGAUGGUCGUCAAUUUUGACUUUUCAAGGGGAUUGAAUGUUUUAAUUAGUAGACAUCUCACCUAAUUUAAUUAUUAGUUUUCUUAUUAAUUUUCUGUAAUUUAGAUUAGGUUGAUACAAAUUAUCUUAGCAUUAAUGGUAAUGCAGGCAAGGAAACUUCCAAGACUCAGCGAUGGGUAUUUUGACAGAAACCAAAGUCAUUCAUUUGAAAACACAGGCAAAUUCUCUAAACCGAAUGAUAGAACAAGCGAGAAAGUACGGGGAUCACCGAGAAACAACGAUGUAUCAGGUAGAAACGAUGUUUUAGAGAAUAAGAGCAGCCCUCGCUACCACCGACCUUGCUCUCAGAGACUAAAAGAUAAAGAUCACAAUGAAGACUCUAGCAAAUCUCCAGUUGUGAAAAAUGAAAGUAAAAGCAGCACAAAUAAAGACUUUAAGUCACAGUCUUCCUGUGAAAGAGAAGGAUCAUCUGAACGGCACCAAAGUAAUCAUGACAGGAGUACUAGCGAAGAAAAUGAAAAGAAACUUCCAAUUGGGGACUGGUCUGAGCACAUCAGCUCCUCUGGGAAGAAAUAUUAUUAUAAUUGUAAAACAGAAGUUUCACAGUGGGAGAAACCAAAGGAAUUGAUUGAAUGGGAAAGGCAGCAGAAUUUAAGUCGUCUGUCGUAUGACACCAAUCGUUCUAAGGAAAGAAGCCAUGAAAGAGUGAGUGGAGCAGGAGGAAGUAAUAAAACUAAGAAUGGUGAGAAAGAAAAGCGAAUUAAAAAAAAAGAUUCUCAUUCCCAAGAUUCUGUUGAGAGUUCUACAGAAAACAGCGAGACAUAUUCAUGUCACACAGAUUCUGGAACUCCCAAUCGGAAUCAGACUUCUGGUACCCAUUCCUCGACAACAAAUUCAAGCUCUUGUCCCUCUAAUGCUCAGGUUGCAGCCCAUUUACUCUCUCCUUCUCAAGUGACAUUAUCAAAUUUGCCCAAGCUGAUCUCACAACUUGCUGGAACAAAGGGCCUGCCUAAUUUAUCUGAGCUGUCUCCUCAGGAAGCUUUGAGAACAAUUCAACAAGCUCUGCAGUUAACUAAACAAGUUACUAAUUUGUCUCAGACUGCAGAUUCACACCAUCAGAAUAAGCCAUCAGCUUCUCCUGCACAGACACAGAAUCAGGUUAACCAUCAUCCAGUAACUGUCCAAACCACAAAUAGUUUGACAAGUAGUGACACCUACCCAGUCAAUUCCACUGGUGCUGCUAACUUCCCAGAUAGCAAGGCUGAUAUUGACCGAGACAGGACUUCACCUGGUUCAGAUAGCAGUACUCACUCAACGAGGCACGACAGCCCAACUUCUAGUGUAAGCAGUUUACAUAGUUUAAGUGCAGCUGGGACAAGUUCAUUAGCUACUGCGGCCCUAAAGCCAUCCAUCCCUUCAUUAACUCCUUCAUUAGCAAAUUAUUAUAGAGAAGACCUCAUUUCUCAUGUUGUGGGUUGGCAGGCCGACCAUGCUGAGCGCCAGGCAAAUCGUUAUUGGGAAGAAGCUCAUAACAUUGGUAGUUUGAACUGCACUCAAGUUUCAGCUGAACUGAAGAUGGCCCGUGCUCUUGUAAGGUUAGCUGAAAUUCAAGCAACUCUCCAAGAACAGAGGAUAUUAUUUUUGAGACAGCAAACUAAAGAACUAGAAGAAUGGAGAAGUUUAAAUAGCUUUAUGGGAGAUUCUUAGUAAGAGAUUUGUAUUUUACUAAAUAUGAUCCUCAUAGGACUUCACUGUGCCGUUACCAACAAACCCUGUAUAGUUUGUUGGUUAAUUCUGCUGGCUGGCAUUUAGAGUUUUUGAAUGCAAAACCCCAACAUUGGGUCCAAAAUGCACUUUGUUUGAGAAUAUCUUUUUGAAUGCCAUCUAAAAUAUAAGAAAUCUUCCAAAUUUUGGUAGCACAGCAUUUCCUUGUAUACAAAUGGACUGAAUUCAGCUGUAUCUGGACUUAAUUAAAGUGCACAUGCCAUGGUUAAAAAGUGCAUUGGAAGACCUUUUCAAGAAAACAAACAACAAAUAAUAAUAAUAAAAAAAAUCUAGUUUUGACGUACACAUGUACUUGUUUCAUGCUGCUGCAGCGAAGUUUAAAUGCUCACAUUUUUGAGUGAGUGACAGCUGGUGUGUGUUUCUGGACUGGGAAAAGACCACUGUGGUGCAUACCUGUGGCUAACUCUCAUGACAUUCCUAAACAAGAACUAAAAUUCGUGCAAGACAUUUCUUCAGUUCCAUUGUGAGUGAAGAAGUUUCAGUUUUAAUUUUAUUUCAUGUCUUUGGAAUCAUAAGUUAAAUGCAUUCUCUUCAGACCUAUAUAUCUUAUUAUGUUGAAUGGGUACAUGCCAGGAUUUCUCAAAAUUUUAAGUUUUUGAAGAUGUAUAUUUUGAUAACGUAAAAAUGUUUCCCUGUUGUAUAUUGUAUUUUGUAUGGUGACAUCUUAGAUUUUGUUAGCAAUUAAAAUUACCCAAAAUGCUAAAGUGUGUUUUAUUGUAAUCGAUAUCUUCAAUGAAAAAUGUGUUUAUUUUCAUUCUGACAAUUGAAUGCCAAGGUAUAUGUUCUGAUUUAUGGUGUAAUAAAUGUUUUAACUUUUUCUCAUCAGUCUGCUGUUAAAAUCGAAAAUACAGUAUGUAUUUAAAUUGUGAGUAAAGUUUUUGUAUUGGCUAUAUGUAUCAUACUUGUUAUAUUACUAAAAUUCUUGUUGUGUUUAUAAAUAUUGUAAGCUGUGAAUAUUUAAUUUUAGAAAUAUAUUGCUAUAUUGAGUAUAUAUACACACACACAGACAGACAUACAGUAUUAAAUGUGGGAGUAAGAGAUCAAAUAAUUAAUAUUUAGUGCAGGAUCAAACAAGGAAAGUACAGUUAUUUUAAAUAUCUUGGUUUUUCUGUGUAUUUGCUGAUUUCCAAGAUGAAUGUUUUAUUUUAGUCCAUGCAUUUAGUUGAAGAAUAUGUAAUAACCUUUUAUAUUUUAGAAACCAAAUACUUUCCUCAUGGGGAAGUUAUUUGGUUGUUUUUAAUCUGAUGGUUUUUCAAUUUAGACAGAUAUAUGAAUCUUUAUAGUCAAGGUAUAACAAAAACAUUUAGUGAACACAUUAAAAUUAAUUUAUUUCUAUGCAUUUAUGUAAUCUAAACUUGGAAAAGAAGUUAAACCUGCUAAAGAAAUCUAAACUUGAAUUAAAUGCAAAAAUAAUGCACCUCAAUACAGAAAUAAAAUAUUCAAACUAAUGAAUGCAAUUUUGUUUGUAAUUUGUUGAUUAAUUUUGAUUAAAUAAUAAUUGAGUGUUGCUUUUUUUUUUUUUUUUUUUUUUUUUCAGAUUGGAUGGAAAUUCCAAAAAAAUCCAUCAUUUAAGUUCUAUUAAUGUUUAUGAAUAGAAAACUAUUUUAAAAUUAGAAAUUGCAAUACAUUUCGUACUUUGCUUUUUUAUCUUAUUCAAUUUUAAAACUUCAUUAUGUGAAAAUGUUUAUAUUUAAUUUCAAUGUUUGAAAAAGUUACAUAUAUAUAUAAAUUUAUAUAAAUCUGAUUUGGUUUCUGUUUUCAUUAGGACUAUAAUUUUAUCCCCUUUUUUGCUUACAUAUUCAUACACUGUUUAGAGUAAAUGCAUCAUUAUCUGUCAGUGUCGUGUGUUCAUCUAAAAAUCUGUUUUUUGAGUAAUGAAUACAGUUUAACAUUUCUUCUAAGAACCUUUGAGUAUAAAUUGAAUUUUCACGACAUAAAUAUUUUUAUAUGCAGUAUUCUUGGCAAUUCCUGUUAAAUUUGGUUUAAUGAUCAUUUGUUAACCAAGUUUUAAUUACUAUUUAUUUUAAUUUGUGACAUCAGUUUUAUGAAUCAACAAUAAGAAAACUUUGCAAUAUAUAAUUAAGUAAUACCAGCUUUUCAAUUCAGUAUGAAUAUAAAUUUUUUAGUAAUAAAUGUGUAUUAAAAUAAAAUCACUGAAGUUGUAUUUUCAUCUGGAAAAAAGAGAAUAUUAUUUCCAAUGUUUUGACCCAAAGUUAUAAUAUUUUCAUUUUGCUCAAAGGAAAUCAUAGUUUUAGAAAAUAGAUUGAUACUUUAAUCUGAUGCUGUUUAUAUAGGGAAUAUAAAUGAUUUGUGACUAAUUUUCUUCUGUUUAUUUAUUUCAGAGCUUACUUUAGCGUUGGGGGAUCUUCUUUUUUUUAAAAAAAUAUUUAAUGAAAUAUAUUUUACCUUGGGGGGGGGGACUUUUCUCAUAAUUAUUUUAUGCUUUUAAUGUGUCUUUUAAAUGGAACUGUAUUUUGAGUGAAACUUUAUUUUUUCUUCAUUAAAUGAUAUGUUACCAACUGAAUUUAAAAUACAGACUUUUCAGUAUGAUUGAACAUGUGAUUUUUGUGUAUAAGUAACAACUGACAUUUAAAAAUGUGAACAUCUGUACAUGUUGGAACCUAGAGGAAUUAAUUUGGAGUAUUUUUACAAGUCAAGUGAUUUGGCAACUAACUUGAACUACUAAUUUGAAGCAUUUGAGUAAAGUCAAGAUUUGAAAUUGUCAAUAUUUUUUAAAAUCUUUAACUAAAACAGUCAUUUUAUACUGCAGGUUGCCAGUAGGUUAAUAAAACUAGAAGAACUUACAUUAAAGAAAAUUAUUAUAAUCAUGUGUGUAAUGUAUAUGUAGUAGUAAAUUUUAAAACAAAUUCUGAUUUUAAAUUAGGUUUUUAAUAAUGAAACUGAUUAUUAUUAUUAAUUUACUUUCAUUUUACCCCAUUUUUGUUUUGUAUUUUUUCAGGUGUUUUUAAAUUAAAUAUACUUUAACAAAAUUGAAAAGGUAAUAGGAUAAGUCAUUUAUUAAGCAUUGAAACCUUAGAUUUUUGGAAGAUUACUUUCACAUAUGGUCAUUUGGAAACUAAAUGCAUCCUUCAUAAACUAAUCUGUAUCUUAUAAUUUCCAUUGAAAUUCACGUAAUGUAAUAAAUCAAGUUUUUCACAAUUUAAUCUACUAUACUUUCACAUAUGGCCAUUUGGGAACUAAAUACAUCCUUCAUAAACUAUUCUGUAUCAUAAAAUUUCCAUUGAAAUUCACUUAAUGUAAUAACUCAAGUUUUUCACAAUUUAAUUUACUAGAUUUAGUCAAAUGUUUAAUUAGCAGUUUGCUAUGUUACUGGUAUUCAAGUUUGCUUUUGAUGAGCAUUAGAAGGAAGGUAAACAUUUCAAAAGUAAGGAUAUUGAACCAAAUGGUUAAAUUAAUGUUUUAUUUUUUCCCAUGAAAAUAGGAGUUUGGUAUGAACUAUAUGUGUACUUAGUAUGCUUAUUUUAAUAAGCUGUAGACUACUCUCUAGCCAUUCUUUAAAAUAUCAUAGGGGGUGGAGACAGUAUUUUUAUUCUAGAUUUAGAAUUACUGAGAAAUUAUUUAAAAUUGAGAGCUGUUAGUAUAUUAAAAUUCUUGUUUCAUUUUUAUCCACUUUGUAUUUUUAUAGCUGUUCCUUUCUUUAAUUAAAAUUCUCAAGUCAUUUAAAUUUGUAAUUUAGAUACAAUAGAUAAAAUACUUUACAAAAAAAUUUCAGUGGAAUGAAAGUAACAUCUAGCAAUGUAAGAAUAUUGGUCUCUCAUUUUUUAACUAUAAUUAAAAGAUAAUCUGCAAUAAUGGUGGGAAUUAUUUCUUUUAAAUACUUGAUGUGAGAAUACCUGAACAUAGCAGCUUGCAUAUCUGAUUUCAUGUUAUAUGUUCAUUAAAAGUGAUUUCACAACUCGUUAUUGCUUACUUUAAAUAUAUAUUAUUUUAGAUGUUUUAAUACUUGCAGAGCAUAACUUGGCAUUCAAAUAUAAUUUUACAUGCGAUUAAAUUAUUGCAUGACAUUAAAUUGCUUAUUUUAAAAAAACUUGAAAAUUUUGAUAUUCUGUAUUUACUAAUUUAUUGUGAACAUUGCUAAGAUUCCAUUGCUGAAGUAAAAUGUUCUGUGGUCAGUAAAUUUGUAUUCAGUAUCUGUUGAAAAUCUCUUACAAGAUCUUUGUUUCCAAAAUUAUUCUUGGUGCAGAAAUAUGUUCUGUUGUAAAGUAUUGAAUAUUUUUAUGAAUUCUUUAUUAUGAGUCUUCUACAAUUUGGUUUAUUGAUAUUGGUCUGUAAGUGUCCCCUUUUUCUUUCGUUUCUUUUAAAUCAUGGAUUCUUUUAAAUUAUUUUUAUUCUGAAAUAAAAUUGUUUUUAGUACUAUUGUUGAAUUUUGUUCAAUGCAUAGAUUUUUGCAAUGUUUUGUGCACAAAUCUUCACGGCAAAAUAUCACCGUUGUGUCGACAGAAGCAGCAAAUAUUCCGUGUCAAGCUGCAUGAAAAACUACCAGAUGAUUUGUAAUGCUUAAUCAAUAAAGAAGUGUUUUCAGAUGUUUGAUA